This is a messenger RNA of Capsella rubella, 1669 nucleotides long. RefSeq names its product pectin acetylesterase 9. The record is from RefSeq and is a predicted model, not a curated record. Bases 219 to 1541 code for a protein of 440 amino acids. Gene Ontology annotation, molecular function: hydrolase activity. NCBI's taxonomy places the organism in Eukaryota, Viridiplantae, Streptophyta, Magnoliopsida, Brassicales, Brassicaceae. The transcript has 14 exons.
UCUCUCUCUUUUUCCCAUAAAUCAUUAUUAUCUAUAAAUGUCUAAAAACGUUUCCACAUUUCCCUCUUAAAAUCUCUCCAAAAUCAAUUUAUUUCUUUCUUUAUUUAUUUCUCUGUGUUACAAAGAAUAACAAAUAAAAAGGCGACGACAUCGUUUCCAAUCCAAAGUCUCUCCUUCAUUCACCAUUGAAAGAAAGCCUCAGAAGAAAAGUUAAAAGAAUGAAAACGACGACGACGCGGCUUCUUGAUCUAAAGGCUGCUAUGGCUCUUCUUCUCCUCCUCCUCUACGUGGCCUUCUCUCCGCCGCUCGUUUCCGGCGACCCUGGACGGCGAGUUAGCAUGACACUGGUUCGAGACGCCGCCGCUCUUGGUGCUUUUUGCUUGGACGGGAGCUUACCGGCGUAUCAUUUAGACAGAGGCUUCGGUGCUGGAUCAAACAAUUGGCUUUUACAGUUUGAGGGAGGAGGAUGGUGCAAUGAUAUAGCAUCAUGCGUGGAUAGAGCAAAGACCCGUCGAGGCUCUACACGUUACAUGAGCAAGACCGUCGUCUUCUCCGGUAUCUUGAGUAACAACGCCACUCAAAAUCCAGAUUUUUACAACUGGAACAAAGUGAGGCUGAGGUAUUGCGACGGAGCAUCAUUUGCGGGAGAUUCACAACAUGGCAAUGGGACGUCACUGCUUUAUUUCAGAGGACAACGAAUAUGGAAUGCCAUUAUUCUUGACCUUCUUCCCAAAGGCUUAGCAAAAGCCCACAAGGCUCUUCUGACCGGUUGUUCAGCUGGUGGUUUGUCUACGUUUCUGCAUUGUGACAAUUUCACGAGCUAUUUGCCUGAAAACGCUAGCGUUAAGUGCAUGAGCGACGCUGGAUUCUUCCUUGACGCAAUCGAUGUAGCAGCAAACCGGACAAUGAGAUCUUUUUACAAACAGCUUGUGUCUCUACAGGGUAUACAAAAAAACCUCGAUCCAAAUUGCACACACUCAUUUUUUCCUGAGCCAUCUCUGUGUUUUUUCCCGCAAUACACAUUACGAUUUAUCGAAACGCCAUUUUUCAUCUUAAAUUCAGCUUACGAUGUAUUCCAGUUCCAUCAUGGCCUGGUUCCACCUUCUGCUGAUCGAACCGGGCGUUGGAAUCGUUGCAAGCUUAAUGUGACAGCAUGUAAUCUACAUCAGCUCGAUGCACUCCAAGGGUUUAGGAAAGAUAUGUUGGAAGCUUUGAUGAAUUUCUUCAGGAAUUCAAGUAGAGGAGGAAUGUUUAUAAACUCAUGCUUCGAUCAUUGUCAAAGUGCUUUAGAAGAGACUUGGCUCUCUCCUACUUCACCAAGAAUCCACGAUAAGACAAUUGCUGAGACGGUUGGAGAUUGGUAUUUCGGGAGAGGAGAAGAAGAAGCUAAAGAAAUUGAUUGCCCAUAUCCAUGUGAUAAAACUUGUCAUAAUCUCAUUCCAGCUUCUACUUCAGAUUUUUUGGCUUCUAAUGCUCCAGGCCAUAACUAUCCUGGGACUUUAAUUCGACGCCAAGUUGAUCUAGAUGAACUUAUCUAUUGACUUUAGAAGUUGAUGUUAAUUCAAGAUUGCAGUGGUAAAAUAUGCCCAAAUGUGACAAAUAAUUCAAUAACUACAAUACUUCUAGUAAUGAAAGUAAUACAGUAAACGCAAUGUUUAACUUUUGUCAA